UGCAGAAUUUUGUAAAGGCCUGGACAAUUUUUUUACAGUUGACGGCGAAUGGACGGACUGGGACUCAUGGUCGGAAUGUGACGUCACGUGUGGCGGCGGCAAGAGCUACCGAAACAGAACAUGUAUCCCACCACGAGCUGGCGGCCAGUAUUGUAAUGGAAGUGAUGCUGAAUUCGCAAUCUGCAAUACAAACCCGUGCCCAGUUCCCGGCGAAUGGAAUUCCUGGGGUCCAUGGUCGCCAUGUUCUGCCACUUGUAUCGGCGGCAAGAGGGAACGGACCAGGGAAUGUGACCUCACGACACAUGGCGACAUCACUGGGCCAUGUAUUGGUGAUGCUUCUACUUUCGAGAAUUGCAACCUGUACCCUUGCGACGAAUAUCUUCGAACAUGCAGCGAGAUGAAGACAAGGGACUUCGUGGACAAUGCUUGGGUGCAGCUAGACCCUGACGGUAAAGAUACAGGCGUAGAACCAUUCUAUGCAUGGUGUGACAUGUCGGCUGACGGUGCAAUUGGAAUUACUGAGAUAGGUCACCAGUUCCUCAACGACACCCAUGUCCAGGGCAAGGAAGGAAUCUGCGAAUUCAGUAGAUCCGUCGAGUAUGACAAUGCCACCUUGGCCCAACUCACGAGUCUCAUCGACACAUCAGGGAGCUGCACACAAGACAUCAGAUGGCGUUGCCACUCGGCCGCCAUCACCUCCAUCUUCAGCGACUCGGUUAAGUUUACUUACUGGACGAAUCGUGACGGACAGGAGCGGGAUUAUUGGGAAGGUUCCGACUCGUCUUUGGCGAAGUGCGCCUGCGGGAUCAGGGGAGAUUGCGAUGACCCAGAUAAGGUGUGCAACUGUGACUCGAAUGACGCCGUCUGGCGCCAGGAUUAUGGCGUGCUCCGUAACAAGCAGGACCUGCCCGUUACUGGCUUUUGUGCGGGCGACACGGGAGGUGAUAUGGAGCAGGGGUACUUUAGAAUAGGAAAACUGAAAUGCUUUGGUUGAUAAAAGGCUGACUAUAAAACGGCGAUGCCGCACAAAACAAUGGACAACGACUGACACAUCUUAGUUCUUACACAAGUUGACGUUAGGCUAGGUUUAUAUUAUUUGGGGUGAACAAGGGGAAGCUUGCGCUACCGGCGGAUCUUGAUUGACACAAUCCUUGAAAUAAAAUACCAACAAUAGACAAAAUACACCAACAAAGUGUUCGAUUUUACUUCAUUUUUCAUCGACGUCUUGG
Molecule: messenger RNA, 1229 nt
Organism: Lineus longissimus
Lineage: Eukaryota; Metazoa; Nemertea; Pilidiophora; Heteronemertea; Lineidae
Product: neurexin-4-like
Exons: 6
Coding region: 398-994 (198 amino acids)
Source: RefSeq, a predicted model, not a curated record